Plectropomus leopardus (leopard coralgrouper) is the source of this 1876-nucleotide messenger RNA. It is a transcript of the gene brms1la, whose product is annotated as BRMS1 like transcriptional repressor a. Lineage: Eukaryota; Metazoa; Chordata; Actinopteri; Perciformes; Serranidae. The record is from RefSeq and is a predicted model, not a curated record.
GAUACAGAAAACUACAGCUCCCUACACAAAUAAAAGCGCCCUCUGAGAUUUGUUUUUAGCCUUAGCUGGGGCACACGAGUAAAAUUGUAACCGAGGAAAAAAGUUUCAACUUAUUUUGCUUUUCUUUAAAGACUCUCGCAAAGUCCUGUACCCCCCUAUAUCCUUGGAGUUGACCUGCUGCCAUGCCAGUGCACCGAGAUCGGGAGAAGAAGGAGAGCACCGCAGAGGAGAUGGAGGUGGAGGAACAGGAGCAAGAGGCAUCCAGCUCUGAAGAGGAGGACUCUGACACCUCCUCUGUCUCUGAGGAUGGAGACAGCUCUGAAAUGGAUGAGGAGGACUGCGAGCGGAGGAGGAUGGAGUGUCUCGAUGAAAUGUCCAACCUUGAGAAGCAGUUCACCGAUCUCAAAGACCAGCUGUAUCGUGAGCGUCUCAGUCAGGUGAACAGCAAGCUGGCAGAGGUUGAGGCCGGUCGGGCAGCAGAAUAUUUGGAGCCUCUGGCCGUACUGCUGGAGAACAUGCAGGUUCGCACCAAGGUGGCAGGUAUCUACAGAGAGCUGUGUCUGGAGUCUGUGAAGAACAAAUAUGAGUGUGAGAUUCAGGCAGCAUGCCAGCACUGGGAGAGUGAAAAGCUGCUGCUGUUUGACACGGUACAGAGUGAAUUGGAGGAGAAAAUUCGAAGACUGGAGGAAGACAGACACAGCAUAGAUAUUACAUCAGAGUUGUGGAACGACGAGUUAUCGGGGAGGAAAAAGAGGAGAGACGCUUUAAGUCCAGAUAAGAAGAGGAGACGACCUUCAGUAGUGUCUGGUCCAUAUAUUGUUUACAUGCUACCUGACUUGGACAUCCUGGAGGACUGGACAGCUAUCAGAAAGGCCGUGGCUACGCUGGGUCCCCACAGAGGGAAGGCUGACUCUGACAGCCCCGUGUUCCCAUUCAGACCAGACAGAAACAGACCCAUUCUCAACUGCUGAGGAACACGAACACACACACACACACACACACAGAGUUACACAUUCGAGAGCUCACUCAGACACACCAACACAUACACAACAGAUACAGAUGUAAACAUGAUAAGCAUAAACAUUUUCCCACAAUCCACUACACUCCUCAGCUAACAGCGACACCAGUCGGUAAGCUGCCUCUCGUGCCAAAAGGCGCACACAAUCAGGACUCACGGGUUUAAAGGGAAAAAAGGAAUAGAAGCAUUAUUUCCACUGACGUGUUAGUUCUGAAAGUUUCCCUAUUUGACAAACAGUUAUAAGGAAAAAUGUGAGACCCAGAGUCCAGUCUAUACUGGUUUUUAAAUACUGGUAUCUGCUGAAAUCACUGAAACUCAUUCCAGUCUUCAUUACAAUUCAUUUCACUGUGUUAAUUUUUUUGGGGGGAUUUACUGUGUGCCCCAUAUUUUUUGCUGUUAUCAAGGUGUUAGAACCACUGAUGCAUCACCGGAUGCUAAAACGUAAGAAAUCUGGGUUUUAUUGACUGAUGCUUCAGAAUGUUCAGCAGAAAUGAUGAAAGGGCCACAACACAGAGCAUGUGGGUGACACAAGCUGACAUCUGUAUUUCUCACUUUUAUCAGAACACCUUUUAAAUUGAAGUCGAGCACUCAAAUUGAAACAAAAUGAGUCCCGGUAUGAAGAUGAAACACUGUUGAAACAAAUAAAGUUUACGUUCAGAUAGUGUAUUUUAAAGUUUGAGCUUUGAGAAUAAGAUAACAACAGUUUUUCUUCAACUUAUCACAUUUUGGAUUUUUAAAAGGACCAGUGUGUAAGAUAUAGGGGGAUUGAGUGGCGUUGUAAGAUUGUAGAUUGCAACCAGCUGAAACUUUUAGCAAGAUUUCUGUCAGUGUUUACUGUUCAUGAGGUUUUUACUGGGA